This is a messenger RNA of Nipponia nippon (crested ibis), 747 nucleotides long. NCBI's taxonomy places the organism in Eukaryota, Metazoa, Chordata, Aves, Pelecaniformes, Threskiornithidae. The record is from RefSeq and is a predicted model, not a curated record.
AUGGUUGACUCUCACUGGCCGCAGCGUUCAGGGCCUGCCAGCAGGGAGGGCGGACACAAAGCCCCCGAUUGUCGUCCACCUGCCCCCCUCCCGCCGGCCCGCAAGGACAGGAGGGCCGCAGCAUGCUUCACAGCUCCAUCCAGGACGUGCUGGAUCAUCUUGUCUGUUGCCUUGUUUUUUGCAGUUGUUGGCAUCAGCGUUGUGGGGGUUCUCAGCUUCUCCCCCAGCUCUGCCCAGGCUGGCUCUCAGCUCGUCCGGCUAACGCUCCAGGGCCAGCAAGACCCACUGAGGAACCAGACAGCCUUGGUGGACGAGUCCAGGAGCACCGUGACCUACUACAUAACCUCGCAGAGUAACUACACCGCCGUGGUGCUGGAUGACAGCAGAAAUGGCUAUGUGUGCUACAAACCCAUGGAGCAGCGUGCAUGCUACCUGAAGAGGAUGGACACCUGGGACCUCCAGACCCUGCAGACAUCUCUCAACACAUCUGAGCAGAGAGUUGAUCAGAUGCUACGUCAGAAUAACCAGACCAAGUACUACCGGGAGUUCCUGGGCAUUCUGGUGGGGGAACAAGUGGACCCCAAAAGCCUGGGGGAGGCUGUCCAGACCCUGUGUGAGCAGACAUCCAUCUUCUGGGUCAGGAGAGGGGAGGGUCCGGGGAAGCAGCGGCUGAUCUACCUUUGCAUUGACAUCUGUUUUCCAAGCAACGUUUGUGUGUCUAUCUGCUUCUAUUACCUCCCUGAGUAA